Chanos chanos (milkfish) is the source of this 6927-nucleotide messenger RNA. It is a transcript of the gene kalrnb, whose product is annotated as kalirin RhoGEF kinase b. Gene Ontology annotation, molecular function: protein binding; guanyl-nucleotide exchange factor activity. The coding region runs from base 1 to 6927 and encodes 2308 amino acids. Gene Ontology annotation, cellular component: cytoplasm; postsynaptic density; extrinsic component of membrane. The transcript has 48 exons. Gene Ontology annotation, biological process: intracellular signal transduction; axon guidance. Lineage: Eukaryota; Metazoa; Chordata; Actinopteri; Gonorynchiformes; Chanidae. The record is from RefSeq and is a predicted model, not a curated record.
AUGAAUGCUGCUGAGGGUGCCGAAGACGGACCGAAUGAUCCGGACACGGACUCGUUUUUCAAAACAGCUCCUUCUCUCUCAGGGUCUUUGAGGAAUGAUGGCAUUAAGGCGGCUGAUGUUUUGACGAUAUUGCGUGAGAAGGUGGCAUUUGUCUCAGGGGGAAGGGAUAAAAGAGGUGGACCCAUUCUAACUUUCCCCGCCCGCAGUAACCAUGACCGAAUAAAACAGGAAGACCUACGGCGAUUGGUGACCUAUCUCUCAACAGUUCCCAGUGAGGAUGUGAGUAAACGGGGGUUCACUGUGAUCAUUGACAUGCGCGGUUCCAAAUGGGACCUAAUCAAACCCUUGCUGAAGACACUGCAGGAGGCCUUCCCAGCUGAGAUCUGCAUCGCUCUCAUCAUCAAGCCAGACAACUUCUGGCAAAAGCAGAAGACCAACUUUGGCAGUGCCAAAUUCACCUUUGAGACAAGCAUGGUAUCAGUUGAGGGCCUUACCAAGCUGGUGGAUCCGUCCCAGCUUACUGCGGAUCUGGAGGGAUCUCUGGAAUAUGAUCACGUAGAGUGGACGGAGCUUCGUGUCUCCCUGGAGGAGUUCACGGGAAGUGCCCUGCACCUCCUCUCUCAGCUGGAGGAGCUGCAGGAGGCGCUGUCGCGGCAGGAGGUGGCUGCCGACACGGAGGAGGCCAGGAGGCUGCUGGAGGAGCACGCCCGGCUGAGGAAGACGAUAACGAAAGCUCCGGUGGACGAGCUGGACCGAGAAGGCCAGAGGCUGCUCCAGAGGAUCCGAGACGGCGGGGACGGCAGGCUCUCGGGUGGGCCGGACUUCCAGAGCCUGGUGCCCAAGGUGGCUGCGCUCCUGGAUAAACUGCAGGCCACGCGGCAGCAUCUACACCAAGCCUGGCAUGCUCGGAAACAACAGCUGGACCAGUGUUUCCAGCUCCGCCUGUACGAACAGGACGCGGAAAAGAUGUUUGAGUGGAUUGGUCACAAUAAGGAGCUGUUUCUACAGAGUCACACUGAUAUUGGAGUGAGCUAUCAGCAUGCGGCUGACCUCCAGGCCCAGCAUGAUCACUUCGCCAUGAACUCUAUGAACGCGUACGUGAACAUCACUCGAAUCAUGUCGGUGGCCACGCGGCUUUGUGAGGCCGGACACUACGCGGCCCAGCAGAUCCAGCAGGUCUCCGUCCAGCUGGACCAGGACUGGAAGAGCUUGGCCUCAGCUCUGGAGGAACGCAGCGCCAUCUUAGCCAUGUCUUCCGUCUUCCACCAGAAAGCAGAACAGUUUUUGGCAGAUAUGGAAGGCUGGGUGAAGACGUGUAGUGAGGGAGGGUUACCCACGGCGAUGCAGGAGUUAGAGCUGGCCAUCCAUAGCCAUCAGACUCUGUACGAUCAGGUUACCACGGCUUACACUGAGGUCAGCCAGAAAGGGAAGACCCUGCUCGACGUGCUGCAGCGGCCGCAGCCCGCGGGGGAGUCGGCAUCGCUGACGUCUGGGGCAGACUACAGCCAGGCCGUGCGGGGGGUUCUCGAUGUGGUGCAUGAGGUGGUUCACCAGUACCGGCGUUUAGAGGGUCUCCUGCAACACCGUAAACUCCGACUGCACCAGAGACUUCAGCUGUGUGUGUUUCAGCAAGACGUUCAGCAGGUUCUGGAUUGGAUAGAGAAUCAUGGAGAGGCAUUUCUGAGUAAACACACAGGGGUCGGAAAGUCUGUCCACAGAGCACGAGCUCUACAGAAACGCCAUGAUGAUUUUCAAGAGGUCGCCCAGAAUACAUACACUAAUGCGGAUAAGCUGCUGGAGGCGGCGGAGCAGCUGGCUCAGACGGGGGAAUGUGACCCCGAGGAAAUCUAUGCCGCUGCCCAUCACCUAGAGGUCAGAGUUCAGGAGUUUGUGCGUCGGGUGGAGCAGAGAAAGCUACUGCUGGAUAUCUCUGUGUCAUUUCACACACACACCAAAGAGUUAUGGUCUUGGAUGGAGGAAUUGCAGAAGAGCUUGGUAGAGCAUGUGAACGCGGAGUCAGUGGAAUCCGUGCAGGAACUCAUCCGGCAGUUCCAACAGCAGCAGACCUCCACGCUAGACGCCACGCUCAACGUCAUCAAAGAGGGCGAGGAGCUCAUCCAGCAUCUUCGGGACGCGGCACUGGCGAGUAACAGGCUACCUCAUGCUAGUUCAGUGGCUCACAUUGAGAGUGUUUUGCAGCAGUUGGAUGAAGCCCAGGCUCACAUGGAGGAGCUGUUUCAUGAGCGUCGGAUCAAACUGGACAUUUUCCUGCAGCUACGCAUCUUUGAGCAGUAUGCUCUCGAGGUGACAGGUGAGCUGGAUGCUUGGAAGCAGGAUUUGCUGAGACAGGCCUCUGACUUUAACACAGAAGAGCUAACGUUAGCUGAGCAGCGUCUUCACAGACACACAGAACGCAAGCUGGCCAUGAACAACAUGACUUAUGAGGUCAUCCAGCAGGGGCGGGACCUGCACCAGUACAUCAUGGAGGUCCAGGCUUCAGGUAUGGAACUGACGGGAGAGAAGGAUGUAGACUUGGCCUCUCAGGUUCAAGAGCUUCUGGAGUUUCUUCACGAGAAACAGCACGAACUUGAGCUUAGUGCUGAACACACACACAAACGCCUUGAGCAAUGUUUACAGCUACGCCACCUACAGGCAGAGGUUAAACAGGUGCUGGGUUGGAUCCGUAAUGGAGAGUCCAUGCUCACUGCCAGCACAGUUAAUGCAGGUUCACUCUCAGAGGCAGAGCAUCUUCAGCGAGAACAUGAGCAGUUUCAACUUGCUAUUGAGUCUCUACUACAAGCUGAUUCUCUUCAAAGGACCCAUCAGAGCGCUUUGCAGCUCCAGCAGAGGGCGGAGCUGCUGCUGCAGGCGGGGCAUUAUGACCCAGACGCCGUGAGGGCGUGUGCAGAAACUGUGGCCCUGCACUGGCAGACCCUCAUGCUGAAGAUGGAAGACCGCCUCAAACUGGUCAAUGCGUCCGUGGCCUUCUACAAGACAUCUGAACAGGUGUGUAAUGUGUUGGAGAGUCUGGAGCAGGAGUACAGGAGAGAGGAGGACUGGUGUGGGGGGCACGAUAAGCUCGGGGCAGGAUCUGACACGGACCAUGUGGCCCCCCUUAUCAACAAACACCUGGAGCAGAAAGAGGCUUUUCUCAAGGCUUGCACUUUAGCGCGGCGUAACGCAGAGGUUUUCCUCAAAUACAUCCACCGCAACAACGUAAGCAUGCCCGGCGUCGCCAGCCACAACCGAGCCCCCGAGACGCAGGUCAAAGCUAUACUGAGUGAGCUCCUACAGAGGGAAAAUCGUGUUCUACACUUCUGGACUCUGAAAAAGAGACGUUUAGACCAAUGCCAACAGUACGUGCUGUUUGAACGCCACGCAAAGCAGGCCUUAGACUGGCUGCAGGAGGCUGGGGAGCAAUAUCUCUCCACGCAUACAUCGCCGGGGGAAACCACAGAGAAAACUCAGGAACUGCUGAAGGAGUACGGAGAAUUCCGGAUCUCUGCUAAGCAAACCCAGGAGAAGGUGAAGCUGUUGAUCCAGCUGGCCGGUAGUCUGGUGGAGAAGGGUCACGUCCACGUUACGGAGCUGAAGAGGUGGGUGUCCACGGUGGAUCGCCGAUACCGCGACUUUUCCCAGCGCAUGAGCCAGUACCGCUGCAGUCUGGACCGAGCCCUGGGAGUCUGCUCUGAGGACAGUAAAGAUUUGGAGUUAGACAUUAUCCCUGCCAGUCUGACCCACACUGACCCCGAGGUGAACCUGAACGACCCCAACCACGAGACCAACGAGGAGAAGAAAAAAUCGGCCAGGAAGAAAGAGUACAUCAUGGCUGAGCUGCUGCAGACAGAGCGUGCGUACGUCAGGGACCUUCAAGAGUGUUUAGAGACAUUCCUGUGGGAGAUGACCAGCGGGAUGGACGAGAUUCCGCAGGGAAUCGCCAACAAGGAGCAUGUCAUUUUUGGGAACAUCCAGGAGAUUUAUGAAUUCCACAACAAUAUUUUCCUGAAGGAAUUGGAGAACUAUGAACAGUUGCCUGAAGAUGUGGGACACUGCUUUGUUACAUGGGCUGAUAAAUUCCACAUGUACGUCACCUACUGCAAAAACAAACCAGACUCAAGCCAGCUCAUUCAAGGUCAAGCAGGAAGGUUCUUCGACGAGAUCCAGCGUAGACACGGCCUGGCAAACUCAAUCUCAUCCUACCUCAUCAAACCAGUUCAAAGGAUCACAAAAUACCAGCUGCUGCUCAAGGAGUUGCUGACCUGUUGCGAGGAGGGCAAAGGGGAGAUUAAGGAAGGGUUAGAGGUCAUGUUGAGUGUGCCUAAGAGAGCCAAUGACGCUAUGCAUGUUAGCAUGCUGGAAGGUUUUGAUGAGAACCUGGCCGUGCAGGGAGAGCUUAUCUUACAGGACACGUUUCAAGUGUGGGAUCCCAAAUCCCUGAUCCGGAAAGGUCGCGAUCGCCACCUCUUCCUGUUCGAGAUCUCGCUAGUCUUCAGCAAAGAGAUGAAGGACUCAUCUGGACGCACCAAAUAUGUCUACAAAAGCAAACUGCUGACGUCAGAGUUGGGGGUGACGGAACAUAUCGAAGGAGACCCGUGUAAAUUCGCCCUUUGGGCCGGACGCACUCCAACAUCAGACAACAAAACUGUCCUGAAGGCGUCGAGUAUGGAGGUGAAGCAGGAGUGGAUCAGGAACAUUCGGGAGGUGAUCCAGGAGAGGACUGUUCACCUGAAGGGGGCCCUGAAAGAGCCGAUACAUUUACCCAAAACGCCCGCACGACAACGCAGCAUCAGUAAGAGGGAGACCACGGAAGAUGCGGACAGUCAGGGUGAUGCUAGCAGCCAGCCCGACACCAUCUCCAUCGCCUCUCGUACCUCUCAGAAUACAGUGGACAGUGACAAGUUGUCAGGGGGUUGUGAGCAGACAGUGGUUCUGCAGGACUUUGUGGCCGGGGGCUCGGGGGAGCUGAGUGUCCAGUCGGGUCAGACGGUGGAGCUUUUAGAGCGGAGCGGGGAGAGGCCCGGCUGGUGUCUGGUCCGGACCACAGAACGCUCGCCUCCGCAGGAGGGACUGGUUCCCAGCAGCACUCUCUCUGUGUCCCAUUCUCGCAGCAGCGUGGAUAUGGACUGCUUCUUUCCUACGGGGAAAGAGAACUACCCGGUGGGAGCGUCGGAGGUCAAGUCGGAGUCGGUGGCUUCGCUGCAGCCGCAGGCGUCGGUCAGCUCGCUGCAGACGGGUUCCCCGGGGCCCAAGCGUUCCGGUACCACUGGGAACACUUUGAAAAAGUGGCUCACUAGCCCCGUGCGUCGACUCAGCCACGGCAAAGGAGACAACGCCAACGCCAAGAAACCCAACAGCAAACCACGUAAACGGGACGGUCGAAAGAGCGUGGACCUGGGCCCCCAACACGAGGACAGCACAGAGGAGAGGGGAAGAAAAGGAGUGAACAGCGGAGGAGAAGAAGAAGCUGAAGACGAACCGCACACCCCUCUUCCUCCUCCGAUGGAGAUAAUAAAAGACCCCUCCGCUCAGGAGGAGAAGACUCCUGAACCUGCUGGCUCCUUUCCAGCGUUUGGCAGUGUGAACUCAGGAGAUCAGACGCCCAGAGACCCUGAGACAGAGAAGAAGAACAAAGCUAUGAGGGGACGCAUGUUUGUACUUAAUGAGAUGGUGCAGACAGAAAAGGACUAUGUGAAAGACCUGGGCAUCGUGGUGGAGGGCUUUAUGAGGAGGGCGGCGGAGAAAGGGGUGCCGGAGGACAUGACGGGGAAGGACAAGAUCGUUUUCGGGAACAUUCAUCAGAUCUACGACUGGCACAAAGAUUUUUUCAUGGGGGAACUGGAGAAAUGCCUGCAGGAUCAUGAAAAACUGGCCGAACUUUUUAUUAAACAUGAGAGGAGACUACAUAUGUAUGUGAUCUACUGUCAGAAUAAGCCACGCUCAGAGUUUGUGGUGGCUGAAUAUGACUCAUACUUUGAGGAAGUACAAAAGGAGAUCAACUGUAGAAUGUGCAUUAGUGAUUACCUGAUUAAACCAAUACAGAGGAUCACCAAAUAUCAACUUCUACUCAAGGACUUUUUGAAAUAUAGCUCCAAAGCGGGGCUGGACUGUCAGGAGAUUGAGAAAGCUGUAGAACUGAUGUGCCUGGUUCCUAAACGCUGUAACGAUAUGAUGAACUUGGGACGACUACAGGGCUAUGAGGGUAAGCUGACCGCCCAGGGGAAGCUGUUACAGCAGGACACGUUUUUCGUGACAGAGCAAGAUUCCGGCGUGCUCUCCCGCAGCAAAGAGCGUCGGGUCUUCCUCUUCGAGCAGAUCGUCAUCUUCAGUGAGCUCCUACGGAAAGGUUCCUCCACACCUGGUUACCAGUUUAAAAAGAGCAUCAAGAUGAACUAUCUGAGUAUGGAGGAGCACGUUGACGGUGACCCGUGUAAGUUUGUGCUGAUGUGCCGAAGCUCCUCUGAGCGACUGACGCUCCAGGCUGCUAACAUCGACAUCAAACAGGACUGGAUCCAGAGCAUCCGCAGUGUCCUGGACAUACAGAGCAAAUUUCUCUCUGAUCUCCAGAACCCCUUGAAAAGUGGAGGUUCCCUAAGCAGGCCGCUGUCCAAUAGCAGUAGACCUCCUACACACCCCUCCACUCCCCUCAAACCAUCUACCUCUAAUGGCAGCCCUGCCCACAAAUCCAACAAACACACACCGAAAGAAGAGGAUCAGGAAGAAGCUGAUUGUAAUGGAAUGUCAUCGGUCUUGGUGACACAGGAGUACAAUGCCGUGAAAGAAGAUGAAAUCUGUGUUUAUGUCGGCGAAAGGGUCCAAAUCUUGGCCUCAAACCAGCAAAACAUGUGCCUGGUGUAUCGGCCUGCCAACAGCCAAUCACCUGCAGCGGAGGGCUGGGUGCCGGGUCAUGUGCUAGCCUCUACCCGAUGA